GAGGAGGGGGUGGGGAGUUUGAAGGAGCUCUUUUACGAAGCAUUCGAAACAUGUGUCCUGGAGUAACUUUCCCGGCAACAUAUAGUGGAGAGCUAUAUCACCAUGGUAAGUGCUCUUGAUGUCCUGAACUUUUGUGUCACUUCUUAAUUUGUGUCUGAGUAUCAGUUAUAUUUAUCCUGAAGCACUACUAGUGUAUUACCAGUACUUCAUGAUUAAUAAUUUGAAGCAUUGUUAUUUCUGUUCUGAAGUAUUGUCCUUAUGAUUUUGUAUUCUAAGGCAUUAAUUGUAAGUCAUGAUUUUUAUUUCUGUGGGAUUUUUUUUAAGGAUUCUGAAGCAUUACUCCACGAUUUCUGUCCUGACAUUGGUUCAUGAUUCAUAUUCUUCAGGGGUAACACAUGAUUAUAUUCUGGAGUAUAGUUUAUGGAUUGAGUACAAAUAUCCUGACAUAAUUCAGGUAAUAAUUGGAGAUCAAAAUACUUCAUGGUUCAUGCCAGAAGUAUGGAUUAAUACUGUAGAGUAUUAGAUCAUUUGUAUAUAGAAAUAUGAUCAUAAUUUAUAUCUGUUUCUUUAAUUUACAUGUAUGCACAUAUUUAUAUAUCUUUAUGGUUCAUAUUCUUGAGUCUUUUUUAGUGUGAUAUCAUUUUUUGUAGAAAUUAUAUCAUGAUGUUAUUUUAUGGACUAUUUUACAUCUUGGUCGAGUGGAGUACAUGUAUUAUUUCAGUAUUUAUUUUCUGGAGUUUUGUUCAGAGAAAAUAUCUUUUGCAUCUUAUACUCAUAACGCCUACAUUAAAAGAUUUCUCCAGUGUGUUUUCUUUGAUGUCUGUAAAUAAAUUAUUUACCGUUGUAGCAGCAGGACGUCUAGCCAGGGAAAGGUAUAUGAUCUCUCUUAGUUACUGGUGGCUGUUGGUGUCUCUGCAUUGUAUAGACAUCUUUGUAUCACCAUUGUGCUGGUGUACAUUUUCACAGCAAUAAUUUUUCAGGAUUUGUGCCAUGUAUUUUUAAAUUGCAUGGAUUUUAAUCUAAAUUAAUUUAGACACUUAUUUGUUAUUCUCCUUUUAUCUUACCCUCUCUAUUUCUCUCUGUUGUUAUUUUUUUUUUAUUACUAGUUUCUGCUGCAAAAUAUACUUCACAUGCCCCCAAGUCCCAAGGAUCAUUUAGAACUUUUUGGCAGGCCUGUUGUUGCAUUUAUGUAAAUGUGCUCUCCCCUACCAUACCCGAUAAACACAGAUGGUUUGCCUCUGUGGGAUGUGUCUUGAUUUCUCAAAAGAAUGCAUGCAUGCAUGUAGUCAGUAUUUGCCAGAAGGCAUUGACAUGUUCUUUAUAAAUGGUCUGCUUUGUAUUUUGCAUGAGUUCACAGGCUUCAAACUAAUACAUGUAGGUGACACAAUGGGAGACUUAAGGAUAAGCUGCACAAGCAGUCCAUAUCACAGUAGAACACAUUGUUUUCUUCUGUGACAGUGCAUGUAUAUUUCAUACAUGUAUAUGCUUUAUGAGCACAUGUACGAGAGCUCAUAACUUUAAAUGAGAUGGAAAAUUUGUAUGUUAUUAAGUAAUGAAGUCCCAGUGUUUCUCUAGCUCCAGCUGUUAAUGUUUUUUACAGACUUGGUCAUAGGGAGUGAUUAAUUAAAAUGGAGAAAAUCACAAAUAUCCGGAAAAAAACCUGCUGAAAUAUUAAAAUACAUGGCGUGGUUGAAUUAUGUCAAAAAAACGGUUGAAAAUCUACUUUCAAAUUCUUGCAUAUCCAAUGUUUUGAAUUUGAAUUCUUUUAUUGCUUAAGGUAAAAAAUGUCCUCCUGUAACGUGUGAUGUGUCAAAAAUGUUAGGCAACUAUUUUUGAUCCCAUUUACUGUAACAUGGGCAUCGAAAAAAAAGUACUUUACAGCACAUGAAUGAGGAAAUUGAGGAACUGAACAUUUGUGAACUUGAGAAGUUCCUAAAGGAUAGAGUUGUCAUCAGAUGAUCUGUAAAUCAAUGUCAACAAACGUUGCCUAACGUUUUUCACAAGUCACAUUAUACAGCUGGACUGUUUUUACCUUUGACGACAAAAGAUUUUGAACUCGAAAUUCCCCUACUAUAUUCUCAAACUGAAUACCAUCAUAACUGUCCAGAGGGAAAAGAUAAAAUUAUAUGAAACACAAAGAACUUCUCAUUAAAGUACACACAUGAAAGAAACGUUUUUAGAGACAUGCAUGUUUGCAGCUUUGCAAGAACAAUGAAUAUUAAGAAUUCAUGGUUUUGAGCACCCGGAUUCCUCACAAUGAGCAGGAGGUAAUAAAUAAUAUGGAAAUAUCUGGGGAAAAUGCUGAUUUUUGUUGAUUUUAAAAAUACCACAGGACAUUGAAACCAUCCUAUCUGAAGGCUAGAUACAUUUUGCUUACUUUUCCGUAAAGAAUUUCUGACCUAGAAGCUAUAUUUCGCCUUCUUUAUGCUAAAAUCUUCUUCAAUGCCUAUCUCACCUGUGUUAAAUUUGCUUUGUUUACACCUCCAGUACUCUAGUCUGGUGACUAGGGUGUGCUGAUGAUUGGCUCAGAGCACUUGUGACAUCACUGCAAAACUAUGAAUACUUGUCAUUACUAUGAUGGAUUAAGGCUGUUCAGAUUUUGUUUGAUUCUGUUACACUUUGAUGGAAACAUGGGUAAUAUUUUCUUUCAACUGACUCUGUAGGCCACUUGAAUAAUGUCACCCCUCUCUGUUUUGUUGCAGUGUUAAUGUAUAUGGCAAAAACGAGGAGGAAAUGUUAUCUGAUAGUUUUUGGAAACUAACCAAAAAUGUAAGGGACACCAGUCAAAUAAAUGAGAAAGUGUAGCAAACUGCGGCAAAAAAUAAAGUUGAUGUGUCAUGUAUCAACUUAUUUGUGAAAAGUCUUUGAUGUGAUGUAGUUUGACAAAACUAAUUUCUAAACUGUGAUCUGCAUUCAUUUCAGAUGUUCUCAUUGAAACAAGAAGUGCAAAUUCACGACAUCUGUGACAUUUUGCUAAAAUUCUAUGUUAUCAUGUUAAGAGAUGGAGUGUCAAAAUUUUGAUGGACCGGCCCAUCAUAAGAGAUAAGAUGUCAUAAAAUUAACUAACUGAUCGAUCCACAGACCAGCAUACUUCUAGUGUUGCUUGUAAUGAUGUUUUUUUGUUAGCAGUUCUUCUGCCUUAUUUUUUAUUCCUUGUUUGAUUUGGUUUGUAGAUAUUUUUGGUUUAGAUGAUGAAGCUAACUAGCUUUUUGUCACUGCCACCUCACACUCACAUAUUGCUUAUUAUCACUAGCAUGAGGGAUGUAACAAACAAAUUUAGUCCCAGUUUUUGCAGUUUUCACGUCUUUCCUUUCUGAAAAGUCCUUACAUAUGUAGUGGUUUUAUUUACCUAUCACCCUCUGUCAAUCACAUCCUGUUUUUCCUAAAUUUAUAUAAAGGAAUAAUUUUGAGAGAAGCACUGAAUACAGCUCACAUAUGUUUAAACAGUGUACUGGUUACUUAGAUGCAUUUUAUUUUGUAGAGAAGUUUAUAAAUAAUGUAGAAAUGUUUCUAAAUAUACCAUCUUUGGAGUAAUUCAGGUUGAUCUGAUUAUAAAAAUGGUGUUGUAUAAUCUUAAAUAACUUUUGGCUGUGUGUUUAACAAGUGCUAAACUUGCUUUUAUGCUUGUCUGACAUGGUUAGAUAUUAAAAAUCUUAACUUAAAUAUUGAAAUAUGCUGUAGAUUUGUUUACACAUGCAUACAUGAAGAUGGAGAAAUGCUACUACCCUAUUUCAUCUGGUCUGCUCAAUUUAGCGAAUUUAUAUGUAAUUGUAGCAGGAAUAUAGAGUUUCUUUUUCCUCACAUGGUUAGGCCAUCUAAUGAACAACAUACUACUGUCUUUACUUUUCCAAAAGGCUGGUAAAGAAAUGUAAUAUUGUCUUACUAUCCAUAGGCCAGGUGCAACAGGGAGACAAGACAGAAUCAAACAGUGCUGUGAAGAUCUGAAACAAAAGUUGAUUGAACUGAACAAUGCCAAGAAACAAGAAAUGGAUGGGCAUGUAAGAAGAGCGGUGGAAAAUUUUGUUGCAAAUGCUCGAUACAGGUUCCUUGCAAAUGAUGGCCCACGUAUCAAAGAGGUUACAAGGGAGACACCCCUUAUGUACUACUACUUUGUCCAGCCAGCUAGUCAUAUUGGAUCAGUGGAUAAAGAGGAGAUGAUGAUGAACAAAGAGGGACAAUUCAUCAUGGCCACCAAUGGAUGGGUUAUGGGGGAUGACCCACUAAGGAACUUUGCCGAAGCAGACUCUAAUAUAUACCUCAGACGAGAACUAGUAAAUUGGGGUGACAGUGUAAAGUUGCGUUAUGGAAAAUCUCCUGAAGAUUGUCCUUAUCUGUGGAAUCACAUGACAAAGUACACCCAAACAACUGCAAGGAUAUUCCAUGGGGUUCGCCUUGACAACUGUCACAGUACGCCACUUCAUGUGGCAGAGUAUAUGAUGGAUGUAGCUCGUCAAGUGCGUCCUGACCUCUAUGUUAUUGGUGAGCUCUUCACGGGAAGUGAACACUUGGACAACAUGUUCAUCAACAGACUGGGAAUUAAUUCACUUAUUAGAGAGGCUAUGAGUGCCUGGGACGCUCAUGAAGAGGGACGUCUGGUGUACCGUUAUGGCGGCAGUCCAGUGGGAGCUUUCAUACAGCCUCAGGUGCAGCCUCUCAACCCUGCUGUGGCACAUGCCAUGUUCUUUGAUCAGACUCAUGACAACAAGUGCCCCAUAGAGGUGAGAUCAGUAUAUGAUAUCUUUCCAACAGCAGCUCUAGUCUCCAUGGCAUUCUGUGCUUCAGGCAGUAACCGUGGAUAUGAUGAGUUAGUCCCUCAUCAUAUACAUGUCGUUUCUGAGAAGAGAGUGUAUUCCUCCUGGUCUGACAAUGAGAGUGACGAGGGUCAUGUCACAUUGACCUCUGGAAUUAUUGCUGGCAAGAAAGUUCUCAACAAAUUGCAUUACAGGCUAGGAAUAGAAGGUUUCAAUCAGGUGUUUGUUGAUCAGGUAGACAGUAAUAUAGUGUCCGUUACGAGACAUAAGCCCAGCACUCACGAGUCUGUCGUUUUGGUGUGUCAUACUUCCUUCCAGUUUCCUGUGAAUCCACGUGAUACAGGGCAUAUUCGCCCACUGUCAUUGUCAGGAAAAGUCGAAGAAAUUCUACUGGAAGGGAACCUUGUGUCCAAAGGGCCUGAUGAGUACAAGAGAAGCAGGUCAUUUAUCAAUGGUCUGCCAGAACACACACUGCACAUUCGAGAAAAUGUAGCCGUUGAUUCCAGUGAGAUGGUGAAUGUUUCAACAAAUGAAGACCCAAACAACUCUCACGUUCACCUGAAACACUUUCCCCCAGGCAGUGUGGUUGCCUUAAGAGUUUCACUGGCCAGCCCAGCAAAGGAAGCGAUUUUGGAAUAUCGAAAGUGCUUGAAGCAGUUUGGCUUCGUUGUUAGGACAUAUAGUGGAAGAACCUUGGCAGAAAACAAGUCUUCUGAUUUUAGGGGUAUAGUUUCCCGACUUAAUCUCUCUGAUGUCAACAGAGCCCUUUACAGGUGUGAUGCAGAAGAAAGGGACGAUGGGAAGGGAUUUGGGGCCUAUGAUGUACCUGGCUGUGGUUCAAUGGUAUUUUGUGGACUUCAAGGUGUUAUCUCCUUGCUUUCACACAUUCGACCACACAAUGAUCUGGGUCACCCACUUUGUAACAAUCUAAGAGAAGGAGACUGGUUACCUAGUUACAUAGCAGCCAGGCUAAAAAUUCACCCAGGAACAACUGAGUUAGGGAAUUGGUUUGAACAUAUCUUUGACAACUUGAAGAAGAUACCUCGUUACCUGAUUCCGUGCUACUUUGAUGCUGCUGUGACUGGAGCGUAUAUGAUACUUAGAGACCAGGCAUUGUCUCUUAUGUCUGAUUUUGUUAACGAUGGCUCCACUUUCCUUCAUGCUCUAGCAAUGGGCUCAGUUCAGUUUUGUGGCGUUGUUAAGUCAUCGGUGUUGCCAGAGUUAUCAGCAUCCUUGACAAAUCCACCACCUGGGGAAGUUGAUGAGGAUGCCAACAUCAAACGAAACCUAACACUAGCAGCAGGGUUCCCCCACUUUGCCUCUGGCUAUAUGCGAUGUUGGGGCAGAGAUACUUUCAUUGCCCUAAGAGGACUUCUGUUGCUCACUGGUCGUUUUCAAGAAGCCAGAGCCUUGAUACUGGGGUUUGCAGCCUGCUUGCGUCAUGGCCUGAUUCCAAACCUGCUAGGUGGAGGUUUUGGUGCGAGGUUUAACUGUCGGGAUGCGAUCUGGUGGUGGUUACAGUGUAUACAGGACUACACUAAGUUAGCCCCAGAAGGAAUUAGUAUACUGAAGGAUAAUGUUAAGCGAUUGUUCCCAAGAGACGAUUUUGUACCUAAAUCGGCAGAAUUUCAACAAGCACAGUCACAGCUUCAGUCCACAGAAGAGGAACUUGUUGAACAGCCACUCCAGGAUGUGAUGCAAGAGGCUCUUCAGAAACAUGCCAGUGGUGUGAAGUUCAGGGAGAGAAAUGCUGGAAUAGGGAUAGAUUGCCAUAUGAAAGAUGAAGGUUUCAAUAAUGAAAUAGGCGUGCGCUGGGAUUGUGGGUUUGUGUAUGGGGGCAAUGAGUUCAACUGUGGCACAUGGAUGGACAAGAUGGGAGGGUCUGAAAAGGCAGGAAACAAAGGAAAGCCUGCAACCCCUAGAGAUGGGUCUGCUGUGGAGUUAAUUGGGCUUUGCAAGUCAAGUCUUCGCUGGUUAGUUCAGAUGAACAAGAAUGGACACUAUCCCUACAGUGGAGUAGAUUAUGUGUCUGAUGGGACAAUGGUGAAGGUCACCUUUAGUGAGUGGUCUCAGCUGAUCUUGGAUAACUUUGAGAAGCGGUUCUGGAUAAGUGACACCCCAGAUGUUGAAAGAGAGGAAGCCCCAGAGUUGAUAAACAGACGAGCCAUUUACAAGGAUGUCUACAAAGGCUCACAGUUCUGGGCAGAUACCCAACUGCGACCAAAUUUCUGUGUCACAAUGGCAGUUGAUUUUUCUUUUUUGAAGGCUCCAGAAUUGUUCACCCCUGAAUAUGCUUGGAAGGCACUAACUACUGCCCAAGAGGUUUUACUGGGUCCGUUGGGAAUGAAGACUCUAGACCCAAAAGAUUGGGCCUAUGCUGGAGACUACGUAAACAGUGAUGAUUCUGGUGAUCCUAAAGUUGCUAAUGGGUUUAAUUACCAUCAGGGUCCAGAAUGGAUAUGGCCAGUUGGAUACUUCCUCCGAGCUAAGCUACAUAUUGCAAAGAUCCUGGAGUCGAGUCAGCCGGGAUUAUUAGAGGAGACAAUCAUGUUUGUUAAGACAACCCUCACUAGGCAUUAUGAGGAGAUUAUGCGAUCCCCAUGGCAGUCACUUCCAGAACUCACCAACUCAGAUGGCAAGUUUUGUUAUGACAGUUGUCCAGCCCAGGCCUGGAGUGUGGCGACUAUUCUGGAAGUUCUGUAUGACCUGGAGCAAUUGGAAGCAGACCCCUCACCUUAAAUCAUAAGAAAUUGAACGUGGUAGCAGUUAGGACAAAAGUUAAAGGAAAUGGAAGGGGUUGCUAUUUAGACCUUAUUGUGAAGCUUCUAGUAGACACAAAAUGUCGCACUAUGCAAGAUUAACAUUUUUUGUUUUUAGUGGUGUUUUAUAACAAAAUUAGUGUCUUUUUUAGAUAGAACCCUGUGCUGCAGUGGGAAGAGUGCUAAUGACUUUAUCAAGAUGUUGUCUUUGAAUUCAGUGUCUGUAACUUUUCAGUUUUAGUACUGGCACCACUGGUUUUAAAUAUUAUUAAGAAAUAUUUUGUACUGUGAAUGUUUGUUAUAAAUUUUCCAUGGUUUGAAAUUUGAAGGAAAUAAUGGAAACUUGAACACACCUCUUUCAAGGUAGUGAAAUAAGAAAAUCUUUCCUUAAGAAAGAAAUAUUAACAUUGCUCUGAAAAUGCAUUAUUUUAUUACCUUGAUUUAGGUUUACCUGGCUCAUAAAAUCUUCAUUAAAGAUCUGAAUUUCUUUCUUGAGGCCAUAUGGGUACGUCAAUGUAUCUUUAAUAGUGCUGAAAACACUUCUUCAUAGUAACCAUAUCUUUGUAGUGCUUCUCUCUUUGUCAUCAAAUCAUAUUGGUUUUUGACUGGCUUUAUGGUUUAAGUCCAGUUGUUGUUGGUUGCACUGCAGCUAUAUGUCAGAAAGUUUCCCUGCCACCUGAUGCGGUGUACUGGUUGUUGUUUUUCAGAAAACUUACCACCUUCACAUAUAUACCAUACAUAAAUGCAUAAAUCAUCAUUAUAUUUUAUCACAAUUUGAAUAUGUAGAAUUUGCAUUGUGUUGAAUUCAGGACAAAACUUUGAUUUUACAAUUGUAUAGUCAGCAUUCUAACACAUUCAUUUAUUAUAAGUGAUAAAGUCUUAGCCAUAUUAUUUGCCGGCUUGGAACUCAAAGACAUAUGAAUUGAUGAUAAAAAAAAAUUAUUUUAUUUUGGAUUACUGUUAUAAUGAAGUAGAAUCCCCUGCUUAUCAUAAUUUUAAACAAAAUUAACGUACAAAUUUGAGACAAUAAAUCUGUAAAUUUGUGUAGUAAAGAUAUA
This is a messenger RNA of Liolophura sinensis, 8568 nucleotides long. Its product is annotated as glycogen debranching enzyme-like. The record is from RefSeq and is a predicted model, not a curated record. Bases 3987 to 7490 code for a protein of 1167 amino acids. The transcript is spliced from 24 exons. Lineage: Eukaryota; Metazoa; Mollusca; Polyplacophora; Chitonida; Chitonidae. Gene Ontology annotation, molecular function: amylo-alpha-1,6-glucosidase activity; 4-alpha-glucanotransferase activity. Gene Ontology annotation, biological process: glycogen catabolic process; glycogen biosynthetic process.